Molecule: messenger RNA, 3530 nt
Organism: Hyalella azteca
Lineage: Eukaryota; Metazoa; Arthropoda; Malacostraca; Amphipoda; Hyalellidae
Product: receptor-type tyrosine-protein phosphatase alpha
Exons: 17
Coding region: 1-2397 (798 amino acids)
Biological process (GO): protein dephosphorylation
Molecular function (GO): protein tyrosine phosphatase activity
Source: RefSeq, a predicted model, not a curated record
AUGUCAGCCCGUCUAAAACACGAAGAAGAAUUCGUCUUAGAAAAUUUAGACCGUCCAAUCAUCGCUGGCAGCAGCGGAAUGGCAGCAGGCGCUACCGUUGGCAUCGCCAUAGGCGUGUUGGUGAUCCUUGCGCUGGUGGUCCUUCUUUUGGUGCACAGGCGACUGCAGUCUAAUCAUCCAAAGCAACAUGGGAUUCUUGCUCCCUCGAAACCGGCAGAACAAGCGCCUCCUACUCGUCCCGAUGCCGUUAAACCGGAAAAGGGCCAGAGUCAAGUUGGAAAGUUAGUUUCCAGGCUCAGAAAUAUACCCGCCAUAGCAGAAGAUUCGACUAAGGCGAAAAUCAUCACAGAAAACGAGCCUCUGUCGAAAACGAACAAGAAAGGCAAUCAAAAACAGAAUGAUGAGGCAAACCACAGCGAUCUUCCUGGAGUUAUUGCUCUACCUGUACUGAAACCUGCACAACGGGCUCCCGCUUUGCAGCAAUCUGAUGUACGCAAGUCAGUUUUGCAGCCUGCAAAACCUGUCAAACCUGAAAAUCACACAAAAAUUGCGCAGCCCGCACAGCAAUUUCCUCUGCAACGGGAAACAGCUUCCUGGAAACCUGUUUCGGCUGUGAAACCCCUCGUCCUAUCAGCAGAACCUGACGCUAUAUACGUCAACGAGGAGUCGACGGCAGCGCCUGACGCCGGCGCCGUGAGGCUGCAAGACAUGGAGGCUUUCCUCAACAAGAACAUUGGCUCCAGCGAACUGACCCAAGAAUUCUCAUCCAUGCCCACGAAUUUCGGAUUUCCGAUGACUGACGGCGAACUGCCAGCAAACCGCCACAAGAAUCGCUACCGCAACAACCUGCCGUACAACGAAACCAGGGUUCGGCUGAAGGUUAUAAACAACGACCCUAACUCAGACUACAUCAACGCCAACGUGGUGAAGGGAGCCGUCAGCAAUCGUCGGUACAUCGCAUCGCAAGGCCCGAAAGACGAGAACGAGUGCACCAUCUCGGACUUCUGGAGGAUGAUUGUCGAGCAAGAAGUGAAUGUCAUCAUAAUGGUAGCGAACUUCGUCGAGAAAAACGUCGACAAAGUGGGCAAAUACUUCAGCUACGACGGUCAGGUCAGCUUGCCGGAUUUGGACGGAACUGUGACGAUAUUGACGACCAAGACGACCUCGUACUGCACCAUCUCACGUCUCCAGGUGGAGUUGGUGCUGGAUGGUGUGGCUGUUGUACGACGCGUCACUCACUACCACUACACCAAAUGGCCUGAUCACGGAGUGCCCACUGAGACGCUCACCCUCUCUAGCAUGCUCAGAGAAAUCGCUACGAGUCACUACAACAUCCACGCGGUCGUCCACUGCUCUGCUGGAAUCGGUCGAACUGGCACCGUACUUUUCGACCUCAUCUGCUACGACCACCUCCAAGCUUCUGGCAAAGUCAACAUCAUGGCCGUCCUCAAAGACCUUCGUCAAAGUCGUGCUCGUCUUGUCGAGAACCAAGUGCAAUUUAAACUCAGUCUUCAGCUCCUUGAUGAACUUCUUUUCGGCUUCCUUACCGUAAAAUCUACGGAUGAUCUUGAGGAAAAUAAACUGCCGCAGUUGCUGGAACAAUGCCCCGGAUGGUUCAAGCGUCUGAAAGCCCUGCCCUCGCCCCUUACAUUCUCCACUGCGAGCUGGAAAGAGAACGCGCCUUUCAACCGCUCGCCGGACGUCUUGCCUGCUGAUAGCCAAAGAAUCUUCGUGCAGGGCCCGGGUGGACAACAGCAAUACGUCAACGCCGUGCGUCUUGAUGGCCUACAGGGAGACGAAGCCUACAUCGUCACGGAGCAUCCGCUGCCGGGGCGCCUGGAGCCCUUCUGGAACAUGGUGCUCAGCAAGAAAACCUCGGUCGUUAUGGUGCUCAACGCGCAGUAUGAUGAGAACUUCCCCGAGCUGUUCCCCUCAGACGGCUCCACCCUCACGGCAGGACCUGUGAAGGUACAGGCGGGAGCCCAGCUCCUGGACACCCCCGACAUCGUCGGCCACCGACUCACUGUCACCAACGGCAAGACGUCAGCUUCAGUCUCGGUCUACGAGGUGAAGGGCUGGUCUAGGGGCGCGACGUGCCCUCCUGACGUCACCGCCAUCGUCAGCCUCGCCGACGUCAUCCGAAGCUCACCAUCCACAUCCACUGGACCACCUACGCUCGUCUGCGGGGACGGCGUGACUGCCUGUGGCCUGGCAGCGGGCGUCCUGAGCGUCGUCGACAGGCUGAAGGAGCGGCAGGACGUCGACGUCUACAGGACCGCCGUCAAGCUGCGCCGGUGCCGCUCGCAAUUCUUCGUGGAUGAGUCUCAGCUGCAGCAGAUGCUUCUAGCGGCCUCCACGUAUCUCACAAACUUCCAGGAAUAUUGCAACUUCAAGUAAAAUGAUCAAAUACAUUGCCAGGUUUUGAAUAAUUAUUGGGAUUAUUUUUUAAUAAAAGUCGUAGAUUUGUUAUUACAACGCGUGAGUUUACAAAGAGUUUGGCACCGCAAUUGAAAACCAUUGAGUUUGCCUCAAAAAUUUUAUUUUUAAGUUGCAAGAUGGUUUAUCGGAGAUGGUAAAUUGAGAAAUUAUGAAAUAAGAUUAUAAUAUGAACUGGAUAACGGGUUGUGAGCCACAGUGCUUUCUUCGACAAAAAGUGCUAGCUAGUUCUGAAAGUUACACCUGAAAAGUGAAUGCUUUUUGGAAAGAACUUCUGAGAAAUUAUGUUUAAAUCAGAUUUUAUACGUAACUUUAAUGGUAUACAAGUGAUUGUGAAGUAUCCCGCUCUGUAAGGAUUGUUACUCGAAGAAGCCCAGAGCAAACUAAACAGUUUCUGUUGCAUUAAUUCUGUUAUUGGCGCAUUAUUUAGCGUACAUUUGCUUGUAAGAAAUCAGCCAUCUUCAACGAUAGAGCCAAACAUUUUAAUUUACUCUAGCAAAGGUAUUACAAUUUUGGAAUCAAUUAGAGCAAAUUUUCAUCGGUAUUUUACCUUUCUAUAAAGGUACUGUUGGUGAAGUAAAACCGGCAUUAGUAAUGACAAUGUUUUAUCUUGAACCUUUGUACUGAAAGCGUAAUUUUAUGGGUUUUGUGAAUGUUUACAAUAAUAACUUGAAAAGAGCCAAGAUUAAUUUCAGUUCCACAAAUGACUAAUGGGUUUGAAUAAUGGAUUCAUAAGAGAAAUGUUUAGAUUUUUGCAAUAUCUCAUGAAGAACCCUAGAGUAAGACUAUAAUGAUGUUGAUUUUAAAUCAGUAAUGUAAGGGCUUUCUGUCUUUUAUGUCAGAUUUUUUUUGCAUAUUUAAUCAAUACAAUAUAUUCUAAUUGAGUUUUAGCUUCGGAAUAUUUUUUAAGGUUAAUAAUCUAAACAAGUUUUCCAUUGUUUUUAAAAGAUGUUUCUCAGUGAAAACUUCCAUAAAAUGAUUUUUGUCUUUUUGGCGGAGAAUUUCCUCUGUAAUAUUGUAAUCUCACUAUAAGAAUCUCCUUUCUUCUUAAACUUAAUUAUUAACAAACCAAACAUCCCGAAUGCAAAAUAAUU